This is a messenger RNA of Dermacentor andersoni, 2877 nucleotides long. RefSeq names its product SNAP associated protein (gene Snapin). Gene Ontology annotation, molecular function: SNARE binding. Gene Ontology annotation, cellular component: BLOC-1 complex; BORC complex; synaptic vesicle. The record is from RefSeq and is a predicted model, not a curated record. Lineage: Eukaryota; Metazoa; Arthropoda; Arachnida; Ixodida; Ixodidae. Gene Ontology annotation, biological process: intracellular protein transport; regulation of synaptic vesicle exocytosis; lysosome organization.
UUUUUUCUCUCGCGCCUGCGCGCAAACGGCUGGCAAUCCCUCAAAUGAACGUCUCGUCUCUCUGGUGCAGGCAAUUGGUUUAGAGUAUCACAAACAUGGAUGAUAGUGAGAAUACAACUUCAAUUGAUGAUCGCAGUGAAGCAUAUUCAGAAGCAUCUGCCAGAGACUGUUUAGCUGAAGGCAUAAUUGGCCUUCUGCUUCCAACUGUGGAGCAAAUAGACGAACGAGUGAGGUCCACAAGGAUCAGUCAGCUAGAGCUUCGACAACAUAUUGACGCUUUGGCAGAAGACCUUCGGGCAUUGUCCGAAAACCAGCAGAUACCCUAUGACCUCGACAGCUAUGUCAAGAAACUUGUAAAUGCGAAAAGGAGGGUAGUGCUCGUCAACAGUAUCCUUCAGAACACCCAGGAAAUCACACGAUCUACAACACAGUUGUCUGUGUCGUGGGCACGGCGGACCAGGAACUGCCAUGACAUUGACGGGAGCCUUGUUCUUCGUUGUGCAGGAACGUCUGAACAGAAUCAACCAGAGCAUCACCCGUGAAAAUGAGAGACGUACAGCACUCUUGGAGCCACAAGUUUCUACACCAAGCGAAGGAUAGCUCUAUGUACUGCCUACUGUGUUAUUAUAUUGAAACAUUCCUUGCAAUCAAUGGUAUUGCAACCUCAUGAACAGUUUGCAGAGCUCGUGAUAAUCAAUAUCCGUUCCACAUCAAAGCAUAUACCUCUUUAACGAAUACAUCCUUCUCAUUUCUUGUGGAGUGCACAGCAUUAACAUGAAGACAUGUUAACUGUAACAAGAUAUUUUAAUUGAGUACAAGCAUACCAGUGUAUGUAGACUUGUUUGACUUUGCAGUCGGACUGACAAAUCCACCAAUGAAGAGUGUGCUGCAUUAGUUGACUGUACAAGUACUAAUUUUGCAUCGUUGGAAGAAACUGAAGAUCCUUGUGCAGGUGAUCAUUUGUGUUGUGCACAUGUUGAGUUGUGCAGCCAAAGCUACAUCUGAAACAAGUGUGGGGCCUCUGGUUUUGCCCACAAUACACCAGCCCAUACACCAAACUGCUGACUAGUUUCAGCUAGAAACAGUUCUAUUGUAAUAAUCAGUAGGCUCUCUGACAUUGAUGGCACAAUAUGCACUUAGCUUAGCAGCUUCUCAACAGUGUUUACAAUGGAGAAUCUUGACAAAAGAGUUUGACAUGCUAGGCCGAAGAUUACGAGCUCUUGCCUACCACUGUAAGCAUUAAAAAGUAACCUGGAAAUACAAAAUAUGCAGACUUGUGUGCAUUAGGUGUUCAAAAUUAUUUACUGUUACAAUUGGUUAGGUGGACAAAUGUUACCUUUCUUUUUUUAGCUGUCAUCAGGUGACGCCUUUUAGAUUCACCAUGAAGCUUUUUUUCUUUGGUCUUGUAGUUGGACAACUGCACAUUUAUUUUGCCUGUUUAUUAUUUUCUGUGCUAUAAAAAAAAGCAUUCAUGGUGAAAUUUGGAGUGCACACAACAGACAAGGACGCAGAGAAGGUUAUUACUUACCAACUAGGUUACUUACCAACUCACCCAACUAUCAGUUCUGCUGAAUUCAAGAAAAUCAUGUUUUUGUACAAAGGAAGGCAACUAACUUUGAGGCAAAUUUGAAAUAUGAAAGAGCAUUGCCAUCAGGGUUUUUCCACGAUUUCCAGCUAGCCAACUUGCUUAGUAAGAAGUAAGUUUCGGACUAGGGGUUCACUCAUACUUGAAUACAUGAAUAAGAUAUGACAAAUCAGUUAUGCGGAAUCCCGCAAGGUGGAGGAAGCAUUAUGAAAGGCAAAAAAAUGUCAUCCACCUAAAUGUAGCACGAAGCUAUAAAGGAAACCCAUAUGCAUUUCUCAGAAAGAAUGUGUCGCACUUGAGGAAAAAUUCAUCCUUGUCAGGGAUUCAAACCCGGGACCAACACCUUUCUAGGGCAGUCUCUCUACCAUCCGAGCUAACCAGGAGGCUAGCAGAUAGCAGCAAGAGGGUGAAUCAAUUGCCGACUCGAAGCAUAAGGACACUGAAUAUGGCAAAUCAAUUCUGCGGAAUCCCGCAAGGUCGAGGAGGUAUCGUGAAAGGGAAAAAUUGUUAUCCACCGGAAUGUAGCAUGAAGCUGGUACAGUAAUGUAGCUUCAAUCGACGACAGAUCAACAUGCCGGCCCUUGGCAGUGUAAUAGUAAAGCAUGUAGCAACAGAAAAUGAAAACAUACUUAUUAAGGCAAAAAGAGCAUGCCAUCCUUGCUGCUAGCUUUGCUUGCUAAUAAAUGUCAAGAACUCCAAAGUGCAAAUCCCUUCACAAAUUAGCGUGAAGGAACGAAAGGUUGUCCAUGGACUUGGGCUUCAGUAGAGUGUAUCAUUCGUGCAUGAUGCAUCCUACAGCACUGAAGUUGCCCUCGCUGCUGGCGCUUGUAGCUUGAACCACCAAGAUCUUUCAUACAAGUUUGUGAAAUUUUAGAUAGUUACUUUCUUUGCCUUUCCAAUACUCAAGUUCUGAUUCUGAGCACACGCUUAACGAUUGAGCACGCAGGUACUCGCUAAUUUAAUCCUGGUCAUGCGCUGUGAUUGAGCACGCAGGUACUCCCUAAUUUCACCCUGGUCAUGCACUGUGUUGUCAUCAUUGUCGUGCCACUCACCGAAUGGUUUUAUGCGCUGAAUUGUUGCAGGGUGCUCUUUGGACUUGCUGCGUGGUGUUGGAAAUUAAAAUGAUGUCAACUGCUUUGCAUGUGCAUACACCUCAUUGCACACUUAUGGCGAAAGCAUUUGCAGGUGCUUGAAUUGAGCCCACAGAAAAGUUGUGACUUUAUGAUGCAUGGCCAAGUUUACUUUGGCGGUCAAAAAAUUUCAUGUGCGUAAUUAAAUCUUUGAUAUUUCCA